GAUACGUUAUUUUGCAUUAGUAUGUUUUCACUAGACUCAGAGAAAAGACACGAAAGAGACUUGUUCUUAAGCCUCACUUUACUUCCUUAAUUUCCCUGAUAGGGUAGCGUAAAUUGUGCUCUCACACAACUACUUAAUACAAGAACAGCGAAGAAAUAACGCUCUGCAGCCCGCGCUCAUACCAUAACGAUUUAUGAUAGGUUGAAAAAUGUUAUUGUCUGAGCAGCCAAUGGUGAUGCGGAUCUAACUCUGACCAAUAGACAUGUACAAUGUGCCGCAGAGGACGGAACUUGACUCUCACGUCCAAUAAAAAAGGAGGAAAGGGAAACUCUUAAUUUGCAUAAGGCUUCUAUAAAUAGAGGGGCGGCCGCCAUUUAUUCUGUACUCUUGUUAUUAGGUAUUUAGAGAUUGAAGAGUAGCGUACAUCGAGUAUUUUAAAAUAGAAUAAAUUUUAUCAAGAUGCCUGAGCCAGCAAAAUCUGCUCCCGCUCCCAAGAAGGGCUCUAAAAAAGCUGUGACUAAGACUCAGAAGAAGGGUGAUAAGAAGCGCAGAAAGACAAGGAAGGAGAGUUAUUCCAUCUACGUGUACAAAGUGCUGAAACAAGUUCACCCGGACACCGGCAUCUCCUCUAAGGCCAUGGGCAUUAUGAACUCCUUUGUGAACGACAUCUUCGAGCGCAUCGCUGGGGAAGCGUCUCGCCUGGCUCAUUACAACAAGCGCUCGACCAUCACUUCUAGGGAAAUCCAGACCGCUGUGCGCCUGCUUCUGCCGGGGGAGUUGGCCAAACACGCUGUGUCUGAGGGCACCAAGGCCGUCACCAAGUACACCAGCUCCAAGUAAAUCGUUGCUGUGAGAGUACCAACACCUGUAACCCAAAGGCUCUUUUAAGAGCCAUCCACUUUCUCAUCCAAAGAGCUCUGAUAUCAUUAAUUGUUCUUGCUUAUGUUUUUCAAACUCCAACAAAGUUUUAUUUUUAAAGUGCUUUAGUCUCCGGCGACUUGUGAAAGCAUUUUUUAAAAUUGCGUACGUCCCCUAUAUCGGGGGGGACGACGACGACGACUGAUUUCGCUUUAGUAAAUGGCAUUGUCUAUUUAAACUAUACCGGGGUUUCAAAUUGUAAUGAAAAAAUGUCGGUGUCCCUCGUCCUCGUUUCCCCUCCCCCUCCCAAGCAAUAGUUCGGUGAGGUGUCACCCCC
Messenger RNA from Mauremys reevesii (Reeves's turtle), 1195 nucleotides. RefSeq names its product histone H2B 8. Gene Ontology annotation, molecular function: DNA binding; structural constituent of chromatin; protein heterodimerization activity. Lineage: Eukaryota; Metazoa; Chordata; Testudines; Geoemydidae. The transcript has a single exon. Bases 460 to 840 code for a protein of 126 amino acids. Gene Ontology annotation, cellular component: nucleosome. The record is from RefSeq and is a predicted model, not a curated record.